This is a messenger RNA of Lichtheimia ornata, 1521 nucleotides long. RefSeq lists its product as uncharacterized. The coding region runs from base 1 to 1521 and encodes 506 amino acids. Gene Ontology annotation, cellular component: U2-type catalytic step 1 spliceosome; cytoplasm; Prp19 complex. Gene Ontology annotation, biological process: DNA repair; protein ubiquitination; mRNA splicing, via spliceosome. The record is from RefSeq and is a predicted model, not a curated record. Gene Ontology annotation, molecular function: protein binding; ubiquitin protein ligase activity. The transcript is spliced from 7 exons. NCBI's taxonomy places the organism in Eukaryota, Fungi, Mucoromycota, Mucoromycetes, Mucorales, Lichtheimiaceae.
AUGUUUUGCGCCAUCUCGGGAGAAGCACCUGAAGAGCCUGUUGUCUCUGUCAAAUCAGGUCAUCUGUUUGAAAAACGACUCAUUGAAAAGUACAUUGCGGAUCACGGCAAGGAUCCCAUCACUGGUGACGAGCUUACAAACGAUGAUUUGGUGUCUGUCAAAGCCAAUCCUGAGACGGUGCGACCGCGACCACCCAAGUUGUCUUCUGUUCCUUCGCUGUUAUCAUCAUUGCAGAACGAGUGGGAUAGUGUCAUGCUCGAAUCCUUUACUUUGAAGCAACAAUAUCAGCAAGUAAGACAAGAGUUGUCCCAUGCCUUGUACCAAAACGAUGCAGCAACGCGUGUUAUUGCUCGUCUCAAGAAGGAACGCGAUUCUGCACGAGAGGCACUUGCCAACGUUCAAGCUCAUCUGGGUACUACUGCCGCAGCAGCACCUGCACCUGCUGCAGAGGAAAGCGACAAGGGAGCUAUGGAUGUCGAUACUUCAGCAUUGCCAAGUGAUGUUGUCAACAAGAUCAAUGAGACAAGUGAGAGUCUUUCACAAGGUCGCCGAAAGAGAAAGCCACCAACUGAGCACACAUCUAUCGACGCUAUCAAGACCUUCACUGAGACAUCUACUAUUCCUUCCAUGCACUCGGCACGUUCCACUGGUAUCACUGCCGUUGAUUUGGAUCACAGUGGUCAAUUGAUUCUUACGGGUGGCAAUGACAAGCAUGUGCAAAUUUACAACAAGGCCGAGGAAAAGGUAUUGGCCAAUCUCACUGGUCAUACCAAGAAGGUUACUUGUGUCAAAUUCCGUGGUCAAGAGGUCGAGCAUGAUGUUGCAUUGAGUGCUAGUGCCGACAAGCAUGUGCGUGUUUGGGUGCCUGGUGGAAGCAAGGGUUAUCAUGUCGGUCACAACAUUAACGCGCAUGCUGGUGAGGCAACUGGUUUGGCUGUGCAUCCUAGCAAGGAUUACUUUGUCAGCUGUGGUUUGGAUAGCAAAUGGUCAUUCUAUGAUUUCGACUCUGGCAAGUCCAUUGUUGAUGCUGUUGAUCCCGAAUACACUUCAGGUUACACUUCUAUUCAAUUCCACCCUGAUGGUAUGAUUUUGGGUGCUGGUACCGUUGACUCUGCUGUUCGUAUUUGGGAUGUCAAGUCUCAAUCCAUUGCUGCCACCUUUGGUGAACACACUGGCAAGGUCAAUGCUUUGGCCUUCUCCGAGAAUGGUUACAUCCUUGCUACUGCUUCUGAAGAUAACAUUGUCAAGAUCUGGGAUCUCCGAAAGUUGAGCAACACCAAGUCUUUCACUUUGGAUGAUGGUUUCAAGAUCAACUCGCUUUCAUUUGAUCACUAUGGUCAAUACUUGGCUGUGGGUGGUUCUGGUGUUCGUAUCCUCAAGGCCAAGGAUGGUUCUUCUUUGGCUUCCUUCAAUGACAACACAGCUGAUAUUACUGGUGUCAAGUGGGCAUCGCCUAUGGCUGAUUCUCUUUUGGCUGCUGGUCUUGAUCGUACUAUCCGGUAUUACAGCGCACCCAAUUAG